AUAGGAGUGACUCAUUAAAGCUAUUUUUCAGUUAUUUAGUUAGAUAUAAAAUAUGUCUGAAUCUGAAAUUGGGAAAGUGGUCGACCUAGAAAAUGGGGAAGACGGUAGCAACGAUCCUCUGCUAGCUGAUAUUAAACUGCAAGAUUCAUUAUCUCAACUUAAAUUAAGGAAUCAAGAAGAAAAUGUAGUUGCAAAUACAACCCCAAGUGAAAAUACAGUGACUGUUAAAGGAGGAAACUUCAUUCAGCCACAGUUGGGACCACAGUAUAAUGAAUUCAAAAAACAAGAUGGCGUAAUAGACAGUAACUUCCAAGGAGCAAAUUUUGGAACACAAAAUAUAAAGCAUGUUCAUAACAUACAUAUAUUUCAGAAUUCCCAAGGCUCUUCUGAUAAAAAUGCAAAACCAACCCAUUCUAAUAAUGCAAAGCAAGUAGCAGAAGAUUGGGUUCAACUAUCGAAUACUAUUGGGAUGUUUUCAUCUAAAAAGAUUUCAAAAUAUGGCAGUGUCUACGAAGGGGCAAUAACUAGUGACAUUUGUGAACCAAAGCCUGUAGCUAUAAAGUACUCAGAGUAUAAUGAAACAAAUGUCAAAGAAGCAAAACUUUUAGACAAACUCCCCCCACAUGAAAACGUUGUUACUAUGUAUCACUGUGAUAUACACUGUCAAGGACCAAUGAAAUAUAUGUACAUAGCAAUGGAACUAUGCCACAAGGAAUCAUUGGGAGAAUAUAUCCAUACGCAAAGAGACAAUGGACUACCUUUUAAUGCAAAAUUGAGUAUUUCAUAUUCCAAAAUGGUUGUUGAUGGACUAGACUUCAUCCACCGGCAUGAAAUAAUUCACAGGGAUUUGAAGCCAGAAAAUAUUUUACUUUCAAGGGAUUGUUCUGUCCUCAAAAUUUGUGACUUUGGACUUAGUAAGCAAUUGGAUAAAGGACGUUCUUUUACAAAACAGACAAUGCUACGCCUGGGAACCGAUGGAUACAGGGCGCCAGAAACUUACAACUCAGGUGAUAUAUCGCAACAUGCGGAUAUUUACUCUCUCGCCCUCGUAAUAUAUUUCAUAUGGAGUUAUGGUGAACAUCCUUUUGGAGAUGACCCCGAUGACUGGAAUAGCAACAUAAAACGAAACAAAAAUCGAAACUUUGACCGCCUACAGCUGUAUGAAAAAGUUACAGCCACUAAACUGCUGGAAAGCAUGCUUGAGUUUGAGCCCAAGUCUCGCCCAACAACAGAAAUCAUACUGAAGAAUAUGAUAUGGUAUGACACUCAACCAACUUAUGGUAUGGCUCCUCAGUCACUCACUCAACAAAUAGUUCCAAGACAAGAAGAACCAUCGGUCAAACAUGAAACAAAAAUGUCUGAAACCACAGAAGUACAACAUAUUAUGUAUGAUAAUAACAUUGGAAAAUAUUACAAAUGUUCAGAAGAGAAAAAAUUUCUUGAGUUUGUUGAAGAAGCAUACAACUGUAAAAUAUGGUCAGCGUUUUCAAUAGAUGCAAAAUGUCAGAAAAUAAGUGCAAGCUUUGGUCCUGUUAUUGUGUCAAUAUAUGAAGGAGAUAUUUUGAAUGAAUCAAGCGAUGUUAUCGUUAGCAGUAAAGGAGUGAUUGAAGAAUCGAUUACACGUAAAGUUGGAAAACAAUUAAAGGAAGUACUUUGUCUUGCACCGAAGCCAAUAACAAUAACAACCAGCGGGACUUUACCAUGCAAAAAAAUUGUUCAUACAGUGAUUCCACUCUCGCUUGCUGACCUUCCUGGAAGAAUAUUUGAUAUUUUGGAAGAAGUGGAGAGACUGGGACAUGAAUCAGUAAGCUUGCCAGCUAUUGGAACAGGAUAUGCUGGACUAACGUUCUCUGAAUAUGCGGAGGCAGUGAGGAAAACGUUACUAAAUGUUUCCCUAACAGGAACAUACUGGCACCACCUGAGCACCAUUAAUAUUGUUUUACUUCAUGAAAAUGAUGUCAGACUUGUUCAAGAUAUCAUAUUCAGUAAAAAUGAAGAAAAGUCUGGAAGUGAGAAGAUAGACUCAACAAGCUUUCUCUUUAAGUCAACAGACAUUUCAAGAAUUCACAAGGCUAUAAGAUUUCUUGUUGAUGAAAGACACAAAAGAUUAGCAAAAUUUUGGAUCUACAAUGACUCAUUGCUCCAUCUUUCUCCUGAUACUAAAGAGAAAAUCAACAAAGCUGGAAAACAAAACAAUGUCAAGAUUGUAAUUGCAUACAGAUUGAAGAAUACCAUGCUGCUUGAAGGCCAGGCAAAAAAUGUCAUGAAAGUUCAUAAAGUCAUCAAAGAGAAACUUGGAAAAACCAUCAGUAGAGGUGGUUCUUUCCGAAGAAAUGCCCUAACCUCGAAAACAUCAAAAGAGUUGCAAGAGAUGUAGCCAGAAAAUCUGACUCAAUUAGUGGAAAUUUUUACCUUCAGACUGCUGCAAUAACUAUCUAAUCACAGAUAACUUCAAGCAUGCAUCAAGACAUUAGUUGCCCAUUUUGUACUGUUAAUAAAAGCCUAUUUAUUAUCUUGCACUGAGAAAACGCCAAUCAUGAAAAUAAGACUGCUGGUUUAAUUUUCUCUAGUAUAAUUACGCAAAAAAAAUUUGCUUGGCUCCACAUGCUGGCUGUACAAAUUUUUUAUGAAAAACCAAAAUCUUGAGUAGAGUCCUAUCAAAGCAGUCAUGUUUACUCUUCCAUUAGUUUUAUAGAAGUGAUGGACUAGGCUAUGAAAUCCCAAAAACCCUGAAAAUUAUAUGCCAGAAGGUUAUGAGACUCCUUGCUGUCAUGAGGUUGCUCACAUUCUUCCUCCACACUUCAGUCCAUGCAUAUGUAAUGAAUGAACUGGUAAACUAUCUCAUAAUCAAUAUGGACUGUAACUAGACAAGAGGGCGUGGUUCAUUAUGUGACUAAGCCAUCUUGUUGGCUUUCUUCCCCUCUCCAUAAUUCUCUGAAUAUAUUCUAUGCAAGACUGUCACGACAGCUUUAAAAUUCAUAUUUUAUUUUCUUUCAUUGAACAUUCCUGCAAGUCGAAACCAAUGCUUAUUUAAUUAAUGUUUUGCGAGUAUUCCAGUAUUUUUAGAAAAAGCAUUUGAAGUUGUCAAGCGCUUAUUGACUGGCAGUAAAGUCUUCAGACAAUUUAACCCACUCUAGUCUAGUUUGAAAGUUGAAUUGGCUCAAAAAUAAUUCAAUAUUAGCAAAUGAGGCUUAGCUACAGUUGAAUUUUCCUAUACAACUAUGGUCCCAAAUUCUAAUGUGAGCUAGUAGUAGGACUGUGCAUUUUCGAAUACCCAAUAAUUUUAGAAUCGAAUCUCGAAUACUUGGAACUAAGAUAUGCAGUU
Molecule: messenger RNA, 3325 nt
Organism: Styela clava
Lineage: Eukaryota; Metazoa; Chordata; Ascidiacea; Stolidobranchia; Styelidae
Biological process (GO): IRE1-mediated unfolded protein response; intrinsic apoptotic signaling pathway in response to endoplasmic reticulum stress; protein phosphorylation
Cellular component (GO): IRE1-TRAF2-ASK1 complex
Molecular function (GO): protein serine/threonine kinase activity; RNA endonuclease activity; ATP binding
Source: RefSeq, a predicted model, not a curated record